This is a messenger RNA of Malania oleifera, 3638 nucleotides long. RefSeq names its product protein EIN4-like. Gene Ontology annotation, biological process: phosphorelay signal transduction system; response to ethylene. NCBI's taxonomy places the organism in Eukaryota, Viridiplantae, Streptophyta, Magnoliopsida, Santalales, Ximeniaceae. Gene Ontology annotation, molecular function: ethylene binding; protein binding; ethylene receptor activity. Gene Ontology annotation, cellular component: endoplasmic reticulum membrane; endoplasmic reticulum. The record is from RefSeq and is a predicted model, not a curated record. The transcript has 3 exons. Bases 937 to 3195 code for a protein of 752 amino acids.
UGGGGCAAAAAGCGUCCAAGUUCGCCUCAUGUAUGAACUGGGUCCCACGCGUUAAACCCACCUCUCUCUCUCUCUCUCUCUCUCUCUCUCUUGUGCGUCUGCUUCAUUCUAUUUUAUUAGUUCUCUAUGAAACAACGGCGCGGACAAACCUUCUCUAUCUACUCUCUCUAAAGUCGCUCUCUCUCUCUCUGCCCAGAGCUCUGCAGUUCCCUUAAAAACAUUGGUUUGAAAUUUGAAAAGGGGAGGGGAGAGGGGUGAGAGAAAUAAAAAGGGGGGGAGGGAGUGAGGGAGGGAAGGAGGAAGGGGAGACUUGACAGGGAAAUGGAAUUGAGGGAACCGUAGAAUUCCGAGCAACGAACAGAAGCUGGAGGAUGAAAUGAAAUUAUGAGGAAAGUGCAAUUUGGAGAAAAUGGAUGUUUUUAUUGACCGGCUGCAGUGUUCCGCAGUGGUUGUGGGUCCAUAAAGGCGGGUUUUCUUUGCUGAGUUUGGGGGUAAUCUGUCAUUUUUUAUUUAUUUAUAAUAAUCUUGGGAUUGCCUUGUUGGUGAUUUCCAUGGAGGAGAAACGAUGAGGAGGUUUGCGUGCUCGCGCUUGCUUCUGCUGUUGAGCUUGUUCUGGUGAUGAUGGGUUGGGUGAUAUCGUGUAGGGAAUGGUAAGAUUGGAGAAGAAGGUGGUGAUGAAAUCACUUAUGUUCUCAAAAUUUGCUGGGUUUUGGACGAGUUUAAGUCCCCGCGUGUGAAGAUCUGGAAGUGGUUUGGUUUAAAUCUGAGUGUUUCGCCGCCAUCAGUGGUGGGGUUUUUCAGGAAACGACCAGAGAAGAUUGGCGUGUUAUGAUUUUAGUACUUGUGAAUACUGUACCCUCGUAUUAAUUUACAGGGGGACUUUAAUAGAGUGGAGCUUUAGCCUUUAAAUGGAUUGAAGAUAAUAUUUUGGUUGCAAUGUUAAGAACAUUAGCUCCUGGGUUGUUGUUUUCUUCACUCCUCAUAUCUUUAUCUGCUGCCGAAAAUGGAUUUCCUCGGUGCAAUUGCGACGAUGAUGGCUACUGGAGCGCUGAUGGCAUUCUAGAAUGCCAGAGAGUAAGCGAUUUCUUGAUUGCCGUGGCUUAUUUUUCUAUACCCAUUGAGCUACUUUACUUUGUUAGCUGCUCAAACGUCCCAUUCAAAUGGGUCCUGUUUGAAUUCAUUGCCUUCAUUGUUCUAUGUGGGUUGACCCAUCUGCUCAAUGGCUGGACCUAUGGUCCCCACACAUUUCAACUAAUGCUGGCCCUUACUAUUUUCAAAUUCCUCACCGCUCUCGUCUCGUGUGCCACUGCUAUUACUUUGAUCACCCUCAUUCCUUUGCUUUUGAAAGUAAAGGUUAGAGAAUUUAUGUUGAAGAAGAAGGCUUGGGAUCUUGGGCGAGAGGUUGGACUUAUAAGGCAACAGAAGGAAGCUGGGUGGCAUGUUCGGAUGCUCACACAAGAGAUCCGCAAAUCACUUGAUCGGCAUACUAUAUUAUACACCACCAUGGUUGAGCUUUCGAAGACUUUGGAUUUGCAGAGCUGUGCCAUUUGGAUGCCUAAUGAGAUCAAAACAGAGAUGAUUCUGACCCAUGAGUUGAAAGGGAGGAAUUUUUCAAAUUUUACUAAGCUCUCCAUCCCAAUUAGUAAUCCAGAUGUUCAAAUGAUUAAGGGCAGUGAUAGCGUAAAUAUCCUCAGGUCAGAUUCAAUACUCGUUACCAGCUGUGGAGGGUCGCAAGAGCCAGGACCAGUGGCUGCUAUUCGAAUGCCAAUGCUUCCAUUUUCAAACUUCAAAGGGGGAACUCCUGAGCUGAUUCAGACUUUCUAUGCCAUACUAAUCUUGGUUCUUCCGGGUGGACAGGAUAGAUAUUGGAACAACCAUGAACUUGAGAUAGUUAAGGUUGUCGCUGAUCAGGUGGCUGUGGCUUUAUCUCAUGCUGCAGUUCUCGAAGAGUCCCAAUAUAUGAGAGAGAAACUGGCGGAGCAAAAUCGAGCGUUGCAACAGGCUAAAAGGAAUGCAAUGAUGGCAAGCCGGGCAAGGAUCACAUUUCAAAAGGUAAUGAGUGAUGGGAUGAGGAGGCCAAUGCACUCAGUUCUGGGUUUGCUUUCGAUGAUUCAGGAUGGAAAUUUGAGCAAUGAACAACGAAUGAUUGUUGAUACGAUGAUGAAGUCAAGCUUUGUUCUCUCAACUUUAAUAAAUGACGUGAUGGAUACUUCAACAAAGGAUAAUGGCAGAAUCCCGUUAGAGAUGAAACAGUUUCAUUUGCAUUCCAUGAUAAAAGAAGUGGCUUGCCUUGCCAAGUGCUUGUGUAUUUAUAAGGGUUAUGGUUUUGCAGUUGAGGUUGAGAAGUCCUUGCCUGAUCAUGUCAUGGGUGAUGAAAGAAGGGUUUUUCAGUUGAUUUUGCAUAUGGUUGGAAGCCUGUUGAAUGGUGGCAUUACUGGAGGGUUUGUGAUGUUUCGGGUUUUCUCAGAUAGUGGAAGUGAGGGAAACAAUGAUCAAGGAUGGGCAACCUGGAGACCUUGUUUGUCUGAUGGUUAUGUAAAUAUAAAAUUUGAAAUCAGGAUGAACAAUGGUGGUUCUCAAUUGGAGGUUUCUGGAAGAGGCACCAAUGACAGAGUGGAGGAGGGCUUGAGCUUCUCUGUGUGCAAAAAACUCGCUCAGCUGAUGCAAGGAAACAUUUGGGUUGUCCCAAAUCCUCAAGGUUAUGCUCAGAGUAUAACACUUGUUCUUCGGUUUCAACUCCAACCUUUCAUUAGGAUAGGCAUACCUGAAUCUGGAAAUUCUUCGGAUCAUCCACAUUCAGACUCUCUUUUCAAGGGCCUUAAAAUUCUGUUAGCUGAUGAUGAUGACGUGAACAGGGCUGUGACCCGGAAACUACUUGAGAAACUGGGUUGCACUGUUUCUGCUGUUUCAACUGGAUUUGAAUGCCUUAGUGCUCUUGGACCUUCUUUCCAAGUAGUUCUCUUGGAUCUUCACAUGCCAGAGAUGGAUGGAUAUGAAGUUGCAAGAAGAAUUCGGAAGUUCCGAAGCCGCAGCUGGCCAUUGUUAAUUGUUUUAACAGCUAGCACUGAUGAAGAUAUAUGCGAGGUGUGCUUGCAGAUCGGAAUUAAUGGAGUUAUUCGUAAACCAGUUCUGAUCCAGGGAAUUGCUGAUGAGCUUCGAAGAGUGCUCUUGCAUGCGAACCAAAUUGUUUUAUGAUGGAGAUGGUAAGUUGCAGCAUUUCAUUUUGUGGCGAGGAUUCUUUUGGAUGGUUUUGGGGUCUUUUGAUAGAAUAAGCAAACAGAAUUGUUUGGCUCCCAUCCCUCCACCAAGCUUCCAGCCUAGAGAUGUUACACACAACAUUCAGUCAAAAUGGUAUACAAAAUUAGUUCCCUUUUCCUUUUUUGUGCUUAAAGCUUUCUUCAUAAUUGCGUAGAUAGAUUGUUAUUUACUCGUUGGAAAUCAAAAUUAUCAUCAACAUCUAUAUCCUUCUAAGGAAAGUGUCACAUAAUGGGAACUUCCUGGAUUGAAGGAGAUAUACAUAAUGCUAGGGCAGUUGGGAGAUUCAUUGUGAAGUUACCCGGAGUAGAGUUGUAACUUGGCAAUUGAAUGCUUGUUUAUUGAGUCGUUUUGAAAUGAAUAUAGCUUAUUGACAUUGUAUA